Molecule: messenger RNA, 1126 nt
Organism: Cannabis sativa
Lineage: Eukaryota; Viridiplantae; Streptophyta; Magnoliopsida; Rosales; Cannabaceae
Product: (+)-neomenthol dehydrogenase
Exons: 5
Coding region: 54-998 (314 amino acids)
Cellular component (GO): membrane
Molecular function (GO): oxidoreductase activity, acting on the CH-OH group of donors, NAD or NADP as acceptor
Source: RefSeq, a predicted model, not a curated record
UUUAAAAGGGAACAGUUGACAAAAGUAGUAAUACUAUUAAUAACAAACUCUCCAUGCUUGAAUCAGUAGUAGAGCAAUCUUUUGACAAGAACACAGACACAAUGGAAGAAGCAGUACAAAAGAGAUAUGCAGUAGUUACAGGUUCCAACAAAGGAAUUGGAUUUGGGACAGUGAAGGAGUUGGCUUCAAAUGGGACAGUGGUGGUGUUGACUGCUAGAGAUGAGAAAAGGGGUCUUGAAGCUGUUGAAAAAUUAGCGGAGGCUGGCCUCUCUCAACUAGUCGUUUUCCAUCAGCUUGAUGUGACUGACCCUUCUUCCAUUUCUGCUCUUACUGAUUUUGUCAAAACAAAAUUUGGGAAACUUGAUAUCUUGGUAAACAAUGCAGGGUUACCUGGAGGCAAACUAAAUCCUGAAACUUUCAAAGCUGCUGCUCUUGAAAAGAAAGGGAUACAGCUAAAAAGGGCAAGUGAAUUUAUGACAGAAACUUAUGAAUUAACUUCGGAAUGUGUCAAAGUGAAUUUCUAUGGAGCCAAAGCAGUGACAGAAGCUUUCCUUCCUCUCCUCCAGCUUUCUGAUUCACCCAGGAUUGUGAAUGUUUCUUCCUACCUUGGAAAGUUAUCGUUUAUACCUGGUGGAUGGGCCAAAGGGGUGCUUAGUGAUGCUGAAAGCCUCGAUGAGGAUCAAAUUGAUCAACUUUUGAGUGAGUUUCUAAAAGACUAUAGAGAAGAUUCUCUAGAGAGCAAAGGCUGGCCGGCUUCUGUUUCUUCGUAUAUAAUCACAAAGGCUUGCUUGAAUGCUUACACAAGAAUUGUGGCCAAAAAGUAUCCCAACUUUUGCAUCAAUUGUGUAAGUCCUGGUCAUGUCAAGACAGAUAUAAAUUGCAACACUGGGGACUUGACUAUUGAAGAAGGUGCUCAAAGUGUAGUGAGGUUAGCCUUGCUGCCUAAUGCUGGUCCAACUGGCUUGUUCUUCAAUCGCCAUGAAGUGAUACCUUACUAAUUACAGUUCAUUAACUUCGUACUUGUAUUCCCCCACCAAACAAGUACCAUUUAGCAUUUUCUAUGUAUUUACAUGUCUCCUGUUUCAUUCAUAUUGAAUAAUAAUCUAUUGCCUCUUCCCCUGUUUUA